GCGCGUGCGCACGGGAAUCCUCUCCUGGGUACUGCGCGCCCGUCUGCACGAGGUGAGAGCGAAAUGGAGGGCUCGGCUUCCAGCCCUCCCUCCUCGUCAACCGCAGCCCCGGCCUCCGCUCCAGAGGCCCCGGCCUCCCUGGAUCAGCUGGACCAAGGGCAGGUUAGAAAGGCAGUGGAGGCUCUGUUGGCACAUUCCAAGACCAGGAAAAACGCGAAUGGAUUGCUCCUGAACGAGAAUGAGAAUUUCUUUUUAAUGGUGGUAUUAUGGAAAAUCCCAAGUAAAGAACUGAGAGUCAGAUUGUCCUUGCCUCAUGGCAUUCGAUCGGAUUUAACAGAUAUUUGUUUACUUACCAAGGAUGAACCCGAUUUAACUCCUGAAAAGACAGAGCUGUUUUACAAGAAGCUUCUGAACAAACAUGGAAUUAAAACCAUUUCUCAGAUCAUCCCUCUCCGAACCUUAAAGAAGGAAUACAAGGCCUAUGAAGCCAAGCUUCGCCUCCUGGGCAGCUUUGACUUCUUCCUCACCGAUGCGAGAAUCCGGCGGCUCCUGCCGUCACACCUGGGGAGACACUUCUACCACAGAAAGAAAGUCCCGGUGCCCGUGAACCUUCUGGCCAAGAAUUUAUCCAGGGAGAUCAAUACCUGUAUCGGCGGAACUGUCUUGAACAUCUCGAAAAGUGGUUCUUGCAGCACCAUCCGCGUCGGCCACACGGGGAUGGAGGUCCCGCACAUCACCGAGAACAUCCUCGCCGUCGCAAAGGGGCUUUCGCAGAAGCUGCCAGAGGUGCGUGCGCGCAGCUGCGGCGGCCGGUGGGAAUUAAGGAAAAGGGAAAAACAAAAAGAGUACCAUGAAAAACAAAAGGAGAAGCAAAGAAACGGAAAGCCCACGAAGCCAGCCGGGAAGGCUGCAUCGGCCCUGAAGGAGGAGGAAGGGGUCCCUGGAGCUGGUGGUCCCGAAAAGGACCCUGCGCCCCAGAGGGAGGUGACCCGCGUGAGCAGCAAGAAAGAGAGGAGGCGAGCAAAAGCCCAGAGGAAAGUGCCAGAAGCCCAGAGGAAAGUGCCAGAUGAAUCCGAAGAGGAGAUCCCUGUGCUGGUGCCAAUAGAGAAGGUUCCGGCGAAGGAAAAGGGACAGGUGCAGAAACACGCCGCAGGAAAGAAGUCUCCAAAAAAGAGCCCCGAUCCUAGCACGCCUCGUGGGAAGAAGAGAAAGGCCUUGCCCACCUCGGAGGCCCCGGAGGCCCCGGAGGCCGCCCAGCCCAAGACCCCGGGCCGGAGCCCCGGCAAGAAGCCCAGAGUCAAAGAGGAGGCGGGGAAAGAGCGAAGCUCUUCACUGGGGAAAAAAGACCCGAGACAGGUGACCAAGAAGCCAGGGGCCAAGGUCUUCGCUGCUCCUAGUAAGUCCGCGAAGAAGGCCCCCCACACCCCCAGACAGUGGCCCAAAAAACGCCGAGUGCCCCAGUCGACCUAACAAGUCAGAGACUCGAGCAGAAGGCGUCGUCCAGACUCCCUGAAGAGCUUUCCUGAGAGGUGCCCGGGUCCCGCCCCUGCCCAGCGCAGUCCCUCCGGGCGUGAGGCCCGGCUUCAGCGCUUCAUUAAACCUCCGCGAGCGACUCUGCCGUGUGCUGUGGGCGUGAGACGCAGCCGUUGUGAAGUAAAGCCGUUUUUUAAGUUGCUUUUUCAUGUAUUUGCUGACACAACACGGAAACACAGUGCUUCUCUGUGGUUGUUAUUAAAGCAUAACGUUGGCUCCCGAGUA
Molecule: messenger RNA, 1758 nt
Organism: Suricata suricatta (meerkat)
Lineage: Eukaryota; Metazoa; Chordata; Mammalia; Carnivora; Herpestidae
Gene: RSL1D1
Product: ribosomal L1 domain containing 1
Exons: 8
Coding region: 64-1470 (468 amino acids)
Cellular component (GO): 90S preribosome
Source: RefSeq, a predicted model, not a curated record